Molecule: messenger RNA, 769 nt
Organism: Paramecium octaurelia
Lineage: Eukaryota; Ciliophora; Oligohymenophorea; Peniculida; Parameciidae
Source: the annotation of a GenBank genome assembly
AAAAUCUGUUAUGAAUAAUACAAAGUUAAGUAACUAUCUGGUAGAUGGAACAGGUAGGGACACUUAUGUGAGCAAUUUCAAUGGUGGAUUUUGGAAAUCAAAUUAAAUAUAAGCUGUCCGUCCAGAAAGUGGUUCUUACCCAAAUCGUAGAUAUCAAGCAUCACCUGCUCCUUGUAUAGAUUCAAAGAUUAACAGAUAUAGAAAUGAUGGAAGUGGAAGAGACGGAUAUAUUAGGUAUGCGAUCGACUAUUUGAAGCUAUGAUGAGGGAGGAUUUUCAGUUUAAUUAGGAAGGAAAAAGAAUUUCAUUUCGAAUUUAAGAGGUUAUGAUACUAAAAUAAGAUGUAAUACCCGUGACAGUUCUCCUAUGUUAUAAUCAUUUUCAAGGACAUAAUCAAUUACAAAAAGACUUUAUUACUCAAAAUAAGUAGAGGAUCCAUAUUAGUCGAUUAGAAAAUUAACUAGUUUACACUAUAAAAAAUGACUAUUUAUACAAUUCUGAGCAAUAAUUAAAUAAAGAUGUUUCUAUCAAUGAAAAUAAUCAAAUUCAGUUCUUGAAGUAUCUGCUCCAAUUAUCCAAUACGAGAAUGGCUAUAAAGGGCCAAAAGUUUAGAGGAAGAAAUAGAAGAAUAAUAAAAGGGUGUGUUUAGGCUGAAUGAGCUGAUUAUUUUAAAUUAGUGAUUAGAACGAUACCUAAGAAAUGGUAAAUAGAAAGAAUUCGAAAGAGUAUAAAUAAAAUUUUUAGAAACUUUGCAAGCUUAGAUAAAAAUU